AUGGCCCCGGACGAAAAGGAUGUCAUAGUCGAGGAAGUGUUGAAAAGGAGAAAUCUCCUAUGGGACAGAUCCGGCACUAGGGAACCCAACUGUAACCACAAAAGGACACAGGCUUGGAAGGAGAUACGAAGAAUCGUUUUUGAGAAGUGUGACAAAGAAAUGAGCAUUGAGUCGAUCAAAAGAUGUUGGCGUGCAAAGAGGGGAAACGUCCGGGAUCUCUUAAUGAAAGAAAAAAAGUACAGAUCUGCUACCGGGGGCGGGGUCAAUGUCGCACUUGAACACGCGUUGAGCAAAGGAAUGGCGAGCAUGACGGAGGCAGACGUCAAGAUAGCACGAGCCUUAGGCCCGGAGGCCUGCUUUGGCGGCCUCCGGGUCGCCGAAAGCGCAGUAUGUGCGGCACCUCCUUCUGAAAGUAGCGCGGAAUUCAGUGGAUCGCAGGAAAAAGAACUCUUGAAGCAGUUGUCAACUUUUGAAAGUGAUAGUGAAAGCGAUGCUGACGACGAUAGCCCCCCUAGGAAGCGUCGCUGCAGUGCGCAACAAGAAUUGUUGGAAGAGCAAACAAAAUAUAUAAGAGCCAAGCGCAUGUACUUGGAGAAAAAAUAUGCCAUCCUGAGCAAGGUCGACGCAUUGGUCGAUCGAAUACAAAUCAACAUCAACGUUCAAACAUCUCCACCCAAGCAACAUCUAGGAAGCGUCGCUCCAAUGCGGACGAACGUCGAUAACAACAUCGAGGAGUCCCUGCUAUCUUAAUGUUAUUUAAUUCUGGCAUUCGUUAGUAUUUACAUGUUCGUUAGUCUUCAAGAACAUCGAUGUUAUUUUUAGUCAAGUUUUUAUUACUUGCAUUGAUGAUAUGAUAAGAUACAUACAAAAUAAAUUACAAAACUGC
This is a messenger RNA of Cylicocyclus nassatus, 886 nucleotides long. The record is from the annotation of a GenBank genome assembly. Lineage: Eukaryota; Metazoa; Nematoda; Chromadorea; Rhabditida; Strongylidae.